Pollicipes pollicipes is the source of this 3871-nucleotide messenger RNA. RefSeq names its product osmotic avoidance abnormal protein 3. The transcript has 15 exons. Gene Ontology annotation, biological process: microtubule-based movement. The coding region runs from base 299 to 2662 and encodes 787 amino acids. NCBI's taxonomy places the organism in Eukaryota, Metazoa, Arthropoda, Thecostraca, Pollicipedomorpha, Pollicipedidae. The record is from RefSeq and is a predicted model, not a curated record. Gene Ontology annotation, molecular function: microtubule motor activity; microtubule binding; ATP binding.
GGAGGGGAGCGCACGUCGUGGUGUGGGGAGUGCUGUCAGAACAUCGACAGUGGACCAAUAUAGGACCGGUGCGGUCCGCACCCCGCACAGGGGCACCGAUCGGUGACUGUGACUGUUGCUUAUAAGAACGUGACAACAUCGACAAACACUAUGUGAAGACAACUGUCAGCAUCGACGAGCUCUGUUACGUUUUGGAAGUUUAUUACGAUGGCAGCGCAAGACGUGACCUAAGGUCUACAAUCUACGCCAAACGAGCAUCAGUAGCAUUGCACCACCGAUGUAAGCUCAGCCUGCAACAAUGGCGGAGUCUGUCAAGGUGCUCGUAAGAUGUCGACCGAUGAACGGACGAGAGAAGAAGCUCGAUUGCGAGGUCGUCGUCUUCAUGGACGACAGUGUCAUGCAAGUCUCCAUCAUCAACCCCGGGGAUAAGAACGCACCGCCCAAGACGUUCACCUUUGACGGCGUAUACUACAUGGACUCCAUCACGGAGAACAUCUACAAGGACAUGGCCUACCCGCUAGUUGAGGGCACGCUGGAGGGCUACAACGGCACCAUCUUCGCCUACGGCCAGACCGGCUGCGGCAAGUCCUUCUCCAUGCAGGGCAUCCCCGACCCGCCCACGCAGCUGGGGCUCAUCCCACGAGCUUUUGAGCACGUGUUUGAUGUCAUCAGCACGUCCACCGAGACCAAAUACCUGGUUCACGGUUCGUACCUCGAAAUCUACAACGAGGAGAUCCGCGACCUGCUGGGCAACGACCCCAAGAAGAAGAUUGAGCUGAAGGAGCACCCGGAGAAGGGCGUCUACGUGCAGGACCUCAGCCGGCAGCCGUGCCACAACAAGGACGACUGCGACAUGCUCAUGCAGAAGGGCUGGAACAACCGCUCCACCGGCGAGACGCUGAUGAACAAGGACUCGUCGCGCUCGCAUUCCAUCUUCACCAUCUUCUUGGAGAUGAUCACGCCGGCGAAGAAGGGGAAGGACCAGUUGCGUGCCGGCAAGCUCAACCUGGUCGACCUGGCUGGCUCGGAGCGGCAGGCCAAGACAGGCGCGACUGGGGACCGACUGAAGGAGGCCACCAAGAUUAACCUCUCGUUGUCGGCGCUGGGCAACGUCAUCUCGGCGCUGGUGGACGGCAAGAGCAAGCACAUACCCUACCGGGACUCCAAACUCACCCGACUACUACAGGACUCGCUCGGCGGCAACACCAAGACCAUGAUGGUGGCCUGCCUCUCGCCGGCCGACAACAACUAUGACGAGACGCUGAGCACGCUACGCUACGCCAACCGCGCCAAGCAGAUCAAGAACAAGCCCAAGAUCAACGAGGACCCCAAGGACACGCUGCUCAGGGAGUACCAGGACGAGAUUCGCAAGCUACGGGAGCAACUUGGAGACGGUGGUGCGCCGGCGCCCGCCCAGCUUGAGAAAGUUGUGGACGAGGAAGCUGUUGCCAAAGAAAGGGAGAGGCUAAAAGCCGAGUAUGAAGAGGAAAUGAAGAAAAUGCGUAAAGAGCUGGAGGCUCAGAAGAGGUUAGGAGAAUCCACCGGAGGCCAAAACAAAAAGAAGCUAGAAAAAGAAGCAGAGAAAAUCAGACAGGAGUUCUUGGAGCGGGAAAAGAGGCUUAAGGAAGAGCUGGAACACCAGAGAUCCCUGCUGACCGGCGGCGCCAUUCCAGACAACGUCGAUCCGGAGAUAUACGAGAAACUGAAGACGCUGCAGAAUCAGAUGGUGGGUGGGGAGCAGGCCAACAACCAGCAGGCCGUACAGAAGCGCAAGAAGGUCAGCGAGGAGGUGCAGCGACGUCGCAAGGAGAUCGCCAAGGCGGUGGGUCGCGGCGCGGCCGAGGGUGAGGACGACGACGAGAUCCUGGUCAAGGCCUACGAUGACGUCCAGGCCACGCUCAAGGCACGCACCGAGCUCGCCAAGAAGAUGAAAGUCCGGUUGCGGGCACAGGAGGAGGAGAUCCGCGACAUCCAGCGGGAGUUCGCCACAGAGCGCGACGACUACCUCGAGACGAUCCGGCGUCAGGACCAGCAGCUGAAGCUGAUGCAGCAACUGAUGGAACGCGUGCAGCCCACCAUCCGCAAGGAUUGCAACUAUGCCGACGUCGAGGCCAUCAAAAAGCAGGCGGUGUGGGACGAGAUCGACCAGCGCUGGCGGCUGCCCGAUGUCCAGGUGGUCAAGACCAAGCUGCCGCCCGCCGGCCCCUCCGGUGUGCUGGGCGGCCCCGGUCUGAGCAGCUUCAAGGGACCGGGACAGAGCGGCGGCCGCGCGCCCUCGCAGACGGCGCCGGCUCGACUCGGCAUCGCAUGGGACAGCGAGGAGGAGGACAAGUUCCUCAAGCGGUUGGAACGCAGUGCUGAGGAGAAUGUCGCUGGACAGUAUUUCAAACCUGCUGGAAACCGGCAAGCAGAAAUAUUGUUCAAAACUCAGCAAACAGCGGAGAAAGCGGCCAAACUUAACCAAGAGGCGCACUCCUCCAAUGAGAGCUUAGGCAGCGGGAGCCCCUCCGGCUCCCAAACCUUGCUGGACACUUCGCUGAGUUUCUGGUCGGCGUCCAAGCAGUGGCUAGGUAUGUCCAGCUUCUCCCCCGUGUCGACGAGGAAACCCAACCGUCUGGCACCGGUGCACGACAAGAAGAAGAACACCAUGGACCUGAUAUAGCCGGCGGCGAUGUGUCGAAGCGGACGGAGGGUGGCCGUGGUCCUGCCCUCUGCCCGGCGUGCUGCAGCCACACCUUAGGCGCCAGCUGGCGCGCCUUGUGUGUGUGCAUGUGUGUGUGUGUUCGCGGGGCAGCCUGCCCUCCCCGGAGUAGCGUUCAGUUGGCUCGCCAGCGCCGACCUGACCUUUGGGGAUCCGGCGGACGGCGCACGGGCUGCUUAUUGUUGUUAGCGAACGAGCUCAGUGUAAUUCGGCGACGUUGCCGCGGCGGGCGGGUGGCGGAUGUGCUGAGGUUUUUUGACGAAGUCAAUGCUAUUAGGUGGCUGCGCCAGUCAUCUGGAAUUUCGGAUAAAAAAUGAUCACCAACUGGUAGACUCUUUCUGGACGCAAAACUGUAUGCACGUUGUCAACCAUGUUUGCCUUGGCCAUAAUUCAUUUUGUCUCAGUAUUUCCCAAGUAAAUAUUUGCAUCAACACGUAGUCCUCCUGGGAGGAUCUCUAACACAUUUUCUGCGCACCGCGCCCAGAAAUAGUGCUAUUUUUUAAGACAUCUGUUGGAUAUGUCUUUGGUGGUGUAUUGAUGAACGCUAUUCGUGAGAUGUCUUACUGCCACCUGCUGGUUGGUCUCAGAAGUUGUGGUUGGCAUGCGCUGCACAGAUGUCUGUGAUACUUUCGGUGCAACGUGGCAAUCAGUUGUCAUGAGCACACAAUUGCACGUUAAUUGUUUCAACAGGGCUGAAAAUUUUGGCUUUCUCGGAGAUGACUGCAAACUUUUCGGUACUGUUCAUUGGCAGUGUCAAGAUCUAGCUCAUGUAUGCCUUUGGACAUCCCUGGCAGAAUUGUGAGCUGAAGUCUACUUUGCCACGUCAUGAGUGUCACGUUGUGUACUUAAAGGAUGAGGAGCGGGCAGUAAUUUCGGCUUUGAACAUAAGCCCAUGGCGAUGUACGGAAAAAAUAGUCUCAAAUGCCAAAGCGUACUGUUGGAGCCAACCUUUACCCUUGAGGGAACUGUCGCUCCUGUACUGAAUAUGCAUCCGACUUGGGUUCUCCCCGCCAACGUACCCUCGUUGUCGAUCUCGUGGGCCCAAGUAAUUCAAUUGGCUGUCAAAAGCGCAACGCUUCCGUCAUGCACUUGACCUGCUUUGUUCACAGUGCGGGUCCCAGACCAUCUUUUGACAUGUCUCGCCCGACAAAUAUAUGAAACCGAACCACU